AUGCGAAAAAAGCUUCUAAAAAUUUCUGCAAAAGAUUUAGUCGCAAAAACAGCUAAGCUUGGUUUUUCUACUAACGUAUACCCGUCCGAUAUUAAUGUAUUGAAAGAUAUGAAAUUGGCUUUCAUAGUUUCUGUUUCGAAAUACAAUGUGCAAAGGAACACUAAUCAAUAUACUAUUUCCAAGAUUAGUGAUGAUGAGAUUAUCAUUGAGGAGUUGGAAAAAAAAUUAGAGUUGCAGAGGGAGCUAAUUCACAAUCCUAAUGUCUUCGAUCAUUGUCAACAUUUAAAAAGUAGUUCUAAUAAAAUUUCUCAAUAUCAUUGCUCAAGCUUUCAAUCUCCUUCAGACAUCAAUUAUACAACUCCCCUAUCCAAUAUAUCAAAUGCUUUAUCUAACAUUCCUUAUAAAGGUCAGACAUCCUCAUCCAAACAGUUUUCUCCAGGAGUGCACAACUUAAAACGAAAGUCUUCACAUAUAUCUCCUAUACAUAUAUUCGACCUAACAACAGAUUCCGAGAGAAAAAAUGAUUCUACUUCAGCUAAAGACCAACGAAAACUAAGGAAGUUAUAUUUGGAUAAUAGAAAACUCAAAAAUAAAUCAACCAUAUCAAACGGUCAAACUUCGUCUGCAACGCCAGCUGUUAACACGAGCCCGAAUGGUGAUGUCUUCAAUCAUCGUCAACAUUUAAACUCUUCAAAAAAGCUCACACAUAUUUCGUCUCAAAAGGAAAAUAUCAGCUCUGACAAGACUCGUCAAUAUCAUUUUACAACCUUGCCAUCUCUUUCAAAUCUAAAUUUUAGGAGUCCACUUUCCAAUAUCUCAAAUGUUAUUUGUAGCAGUCGAUAUAAUGCUCCAACACACUUAUCAAAUGAUGAAAGAAAUGGUGGAGAUAUUAUCCAACCCACACAUGUUGGUAUAUCAAAAGGUUAUUUAGAUCAUGGUGAUCAGAAUGUUUGUGAACUAUAUCACGCUAAAUUAUGGAAAGACGAAUCUUCAAGAGGCAAUAAAACAGGGAAUAAAAUCUUUUCUCUCUGUUGUGGUUAUGGGAAGGUAGAACUACCUCCUUUAAAAGAGCCACCGCAAAGUUUCAAACAACUUUAUCUUCAGACAGAUUCCAAAAGCAAAUACUUCAUAAAAAACAUUCGUCGUUACAAUUCAAUGUUUUCAUUUACGUCGAUGGGUGGGAAAGUUGAUUCAUCCAUUAAUAAAGGAAACACACCAUACAUAUUCAUGCUUAGCGGUCAAAAUUAUCAUAGUAUCGGAAGCCUUCUCCCUACGAAUGGAUGUCAACCAAGAUUUUCACAGUUGGGAAGCAAGAAUGCCUCUACAUCAACUGAUGAUUCAACUAAUCUUCAAAUUAUAAAAUAUUUGAAUCUUAUGUUGGAUUCAAAUAACGGGUUGGUCAAGUGUUAUAGGAUGGUUAGAGAUAUUUUUAAUUCAAAUCCUCGUGAUGACCUAAAGUUACGAAUUAUUGGAAAAAGACAACAUGAUGGAAGGACAUAUAACCUACUAACUGCUUCUGAGGUUGCCACUUUAAUUGUAGGAGACAUUGGUGAUUUUAUAGAUAACAAAGACAUUGUAGUGCAAACUUCGUUUGGAGCUCUACGUCGUAUCAGUGAAUUACAUCCUUCUUACCUUGCUCUACAAUAUCCUCUACUAUUUCCAUAUGGUGAUGAUGGUUAUAGAGUUGACAUCCCCCAUAAAGGUGUUACGUUUAUGAGCGAUAGCAAGCGUCCAAACACUACAAUGAGGGAAUUUUUCGCUUACAUAAUUCAAGACAAGGUUAAUUCUUUCUCACUGAUUUUUAAUUCAAGAAGGCUUUUUCAACAGUUUUUGGUAGAUGGUUAUACAAUGAUUGAAAGCGAGAGAUUAUAUUACGUAGGAAAGAAACAAAAAGUUCUUCGAUGUGAAUCUUAUGAGAAUUUGCGUAAGUUUCAAGAUCAGGGGAAUAAGAAUAUUUCGGAAUUUGGCCGACGUGUUAUAUUACCUUCUUCUUUUACUGGUGGUGCACGUUACAUGAUGCAAAACUACUUAGAUGCCAUGUCGCUUUGUAAGUGGUUUGGAUAUCCUGAUUUUUUCAUAACCUUUACAUGCAAUCCAAAAUGGCCAAAAGUUCGAAAAUUUCUUAAAGACACUACUCUUAAUCCAGAGGAUAGACCUGAUAUCCUAUGUAGGUUAUUUAAGAUCAAACUUGAUGCAUUGAUUAAAGACCUACGCGAGAAUGCAGUAUUUGGCAUGGUUCAAGCAAUUGUGUAUGCAAUUGAGUUUCAAAAGCGUAGUUUGCCUCACAGCCAUAUUUGUCUAUUCAUGCAACAGGAAUACAAGCUUCCUACCGUGGAACACAUUCAUCAAUUUAUUUCAGCUGAGAUUCCAAACAUUCACCAAGAUCCUGCUUUGUUUUCACUUGUGAAGGAGUUCAUGAUACAUGGUCCAUGUGGUGCUCAAAAUGUUAAUUGCCCUUGCAUGGUGGAUAACAAAUGCUCUAAAAACUUCCCAAAAAAUUUCUUUGAACAUACCUCGAUUGAUCAGAAUGGUUUUCUUGUAUAUAGGACAAAAAAUGAUGGAUCGUUUGUCGAAAAAUCUGGUGUCCAAUAUCUUUCUGCAUGUGAAGCAUCCUGGCGAAUUUAUGGAUAUGAUGUUCAUUACAGGCAUCCUUCAGUGAUGAGACUUCCUUUUCAUCUUCCUAAUCAACAACAAGUUGUCUACGGUGAAGAUGACGACAUCGACAAUGUACUCAACAAGCCUUCAGUUGCUUCUUCGAUGUUCACAUCUUGGAUGGAGUGCAAUAAAGUUUACAAACAAGAAAAAAAACUAACUUAUGUUGAAUUUCCUACAAAGUUUGUUUGGAAGCUUGAUUUAAAAACUUGGAAGCCAAGGGAGGUUGGAUAUUCGAUUGACAGAAUUCAUUCAGUGUCACCUAAUCUUGGCGAAGCAUAUUUUUUAAGAAUUUUUUUAAACAAAGUGAAAGGACCAACAUUAUUUGAAGAAAUCCGCAUGGUUAAUGGUGAAAUAUGUCCUUCAUUUAGAGAUGCAUGUUAUGCUCUUGGCCUCUUAGAUGAUGAUAAAGAAUACAUCGAAGCUAUUAAGGAAGCAAGUCAAUUUGGAUCCGGUUAUUACUUACGUUUCUUAUUCACUAUCAUGUUAUUAUCUCACAGCUUGACUAGCCCGGAUGUUGUGUGGGAAAAUACAUGGGAAUACUUAUCGGAUGAAAUUUUUUACACUCAACAACAAAAAUUAAAAUCACCAGGUUUAUCACUUAAUGAAGAUCCAAUUAAGAACCUGACUUUGUUUGAGAGUGAACAAAUUUUACUUCGUAACAAUUCAAGUCUCAAAAAAUUUACAAGGAUGCCUUUGCCCGAUGUUGAUUAUGUAUCCUCUUCAAACAAUCGUCUUAUUAGUGAGGAACUGGAUUAUGACAUACCAAAUUUAAAGAAGAAGUUUGAUCGGCUAUCUAUUGCAUUAACAUCUAAGCAACGAAACAUUUUUUAUGAUAUCAUGACUGCAAUAAAGAAUAAUGAAGGAGGUGUUAUCUUUGUCUAUGGUUAUGGUGGAGCAGGUAAAACCUAUCUUUGGAAGAAAUUAUAUGCCGUAGUUAGAUCUAAUUCUCAAAUUGUUUUAAAUGUUGCGUCAAGUGGGAUUGCUUCUUUAUUAUUAACCGGUGGCAGGACGGCACAUUCACGGUUUAUAAUUCCUUUGGUUCUUACUAAGGUUUCUAUUUGUUCGAUACCACCAGAUUGUGAACUCGCCAGUUUAUUACGAAAAGCCUCAUUAAUCAUUUGGGAUGAAGCACCCAUGAUUCACAAGCAUGCAUUUGAAGCUUUAGAUCGAACUUUGAAAGAUAUAUUCAAGUAUCAUAAUCCUAGAAACUCAAAUUUGCCAUUUGGAGGGAAAGUGAUUGUUUUUAGAGGAGAUUUUAGACAAAUUUUGCCUGUUAUCCCAAGUGGGAAACUUGGUGGUUCUAACAAUCGCGAAGCAAUUAUUGAUAUUCCAGAUGAUCUUCUAAUUAAUGAUCCUUAUGAUCCUAUAGGUUCAUUAAUCAAUUUUGUAUAUCCUUCAAUUCUUGAAGCUUCUACCAUUCCAGAAUAUUUUCAAGAAAGAGCAAUACUCGCUCCAAAAAAUGAUGUUGUCGAAAAUAUAAAUGAUCAUCUGCUAGCUUUAUUUCCAGGAGAAAAGGUCGAAUAUCUAAGUUCAGAUAAACUAUGUGAAUCUGAGUUUGUCCAUGAUAACUUUGAUGCCAAUUUAUACUCACCUGAUGUUUUAAAUGGUCUUAAAGUCUCAGGACUACCUAAUCAUAAGUUAGUUUUGAAAGUCGGGGUUCCAGUUAUGUUACUGAGAAACAUUGAUCAAAAAAAUAGCUUAUGUAAUGGCACUAGACUACAGGUGAUAUCUUUGGGCAAACGUGUUAUUGAGGCAGUUAUCAUAACUGGAAGUAAUAUUGGAAAUCAGACUUUUAUUCCAAGAAUGACCUUAACACCAUCUGGAAAAAAAAUCCCAUUCAUAUUCCAAAGAAGACAAUUUCCAUUAGCUGUCUGUUUUGCAAUGACAAUUAACAAGAUCCAAGGACAGUCCCUAUCUAAGGUUGGUUUAUUUUUGAAAGAUCCGGUUUUUACACAUGGUCAGUUAUAUGUUGCCCUAUCUAGAGUUCAAAGUAGAGAAGUAUUAAAAUUGUUAAUUUUAGAUUAG
Lactuca sativa (garden lettuce) is the source of this 4680-nucleotide messenger RNA. RefSeq lists its product as uncharacterized. Gene Ontology annotation, biological process: telomere maintenance; DNA repair. Gene Ontology annotation, molecular function: DNA helicase activity. Lineage: Eukaryota; Viridiplantae; Streptophyta; Magnoliopsida; Asterales; Asteraceae. The record is from RefSeq and is a predicted model, not a curated record.